UCCCCAACCACAUGGUCAUUACCUACCCCAAUACAGUACAAAGAAAAAAAAAAAACAAUAAAGAAGAUGAAAAUGAUAACUUUUCAUGGAUAAAAGUAACCAAAAGUAUUUUCAAAAUAAUAACAAAUCUAAUAAACAACUUCAACUCCGAGAAACCCUUAAUGCAAAAUAUAAUAGACAUCAUAAACGAAAUUAGCUUAGUGCUAAAAGACAUUAUAGCAUAUUGAAAUGUACAAACUAAUUCUUUGGAAUGCAAGAUCAAUACUAAAUAAAAAAACAGAACUAAAUUAUCUAACAUAUAAAGAAAACCCAGGAAUAUUAGCAAUUAAUGAAACAUGGCUAAAAGAAAAAGAUACCCUCAACAUCAACAACUAUACAGUCAUAAGAAAAGACAGAAACAAUCAAAUAGGAGGAGGUCUUGCUGUAUGCAUUAAAAAGGAUAUUCAGCAUAAAAAAAUAAACUUAAAUGACAGAUACAAAGAUAAAAUAGAAGUACUAGGAAUUAAAACAAGUUAUAAAAGAAACUGGCUAAACAUACUAUUAAUAUAUAAUCCAUGUAAUGUAAUAGAAGCAGAAGAACUAGAAUAUUAUUCAGAUCAGAUAAGACAUCCAAAAUUAAUAAUAGGAGACUUCAACGCGCAUCACCCUCUCUGGAAUGAAAAUACAAACCAAAGACAAACAAAUACAACAGGAACAAAUAUAACAAAAUGGCUAAGUCAAAAUAAUGUAUUACUACUAACUCCAAGAAACCUCAUAACCAGAAUUGAUCCAAAAACUGCAAAAGAAUCCACAUUAGAUCUCGUAUUUGGCUCACCCGCCCUAAGUCAUCUACAAAUAAAAUCUGCAUCCCACCAAAUAAGUGACCAUCUGCCAAUAAUAAUAAUGGACAACACAUACAUUGAAAACCAUUUACUCAAAGAAAAAAAAUGGUACUACACAAAAGAAAGAUGGAAAGACUACCAGAAAGAAUUAAAUGAAACAAAUUUAGAAGAAAUAUCAACCAUAGAAGAAAUAACAGAGCAGAUAAAAAAUACAGCUCUAAAAUAUUUAAAAUUAGAAACAAGACAAAAAAUAGAUAAACCAAAUAAACCAUGGUGGAACAAAGAUUGUCAUGAAACUAUAAAAGAAAGGAAUAAAGCUUUUAACAGAUGGAGGAAAAAAACCAACUAG
Penaeus vannamei (Pacific white shrimp) is the source of this 1170-nucleotide messenger RNA. NCBI's taxonomy places the organism in Eukaryota, Metazoa, Arthropoda, Malacostraca, Decapoda, Penaeidae. The record is from RefSeq and is a predicted model, not a curated record.